AUGGCAUCUUCUACAACAACAACAAUAACAGCAACGACGCCUCUACCAGUAGCAGCCACGAUUCGUAUUAGUAAAGGGAAUCGUGAAACUGAUCCAAGAGAAGAAGAAAAAGAAGGUAUCGUACAAAAUAUAACGAAACAAGCUUAUUGGCAUGUAUCGUCUUGUAAACCAGGUCAUGGUGUUGAUAAAUUAUUGGAUGAGAACCUUGAAACAUACUGGCAGUCGGAUGGCCCACAGCCACAUUUAGUCAAUAUACAAUUUAAGAGAAAAACAAAAAUUAAAGAUAUUUGUCUUUAUUCUGAUUUUAAAAUUGACGAAAGUUAUACACCGAAUCGAAUAUCCAUCCGUACCGGUAUUCAUCAUAAUGAUUUACAAGAACUUCAACUUGUUGAUCUUCAUGAGCCAACUGGAUGGGUAAUUAUUCCAACAAGAGAUACACGUGGAAAUCCUAUUAAAACAUGGAUGAUACAAAUAGCUGUAUUAGCCAAUCAUCAAAGUGGACGCGAUACACAUAUAAGACAAAUAAUUGUACAUAGCCCAACAGAAACAUCAUCGAUAUUUAUUGAUCCAGAAUUUUCUAGCAUUGAAUUAAGUCAACAUGUUAUUUGUAGAUAG
Messenger RNA from Didymodactylos carnosus, 615 nucleotides. NCBI's taxonomy places the organism in Eukaryota, Metazoa, Rotifera, Eurotatoria, Philodinida, Philodinidae. The record is from the annotation of a GenBank genome assembly.